AUGCUAGUUCCGGCCGGCGCGGCUACAGACGCAGUGAUUGAGGACUUGGCGGCAUUGUUUGAGAGCAAUGACAUCAUCAUUGACGUUGGCAAUGCGAAUUUUCGUGAUCAGAUCCGAAGGGCCGACAGCCUGGAGAAGCGCGGUCUGCGCUUUCUCGGAAUGGGGGUCAGUGGUGGCGCAGAGGGCGCGCGCAAAGGACCUGCGUUUUUCCCAGGAGGCACAUUGAGUGUUUGGAAUGAUGUGAAGCACAUCAUUGAGAGAGACCAAGACGGAUUACAUAGAGUUGCCGUAGCCCGGCGCGCGAAACUGGAGGAUCAGGAGCAAGGUGUCAGCCGUAAGGUUGGCGUGCAUUCUCACUGGCGCAAAGUCUGGCAUAGAGGACGUGUGAGUAUGGGCACCGCAAAAAGAAGUUCAUUUGAAAAGACGGCAAGGAAAAAGGACUGUAGAUAUGUAGAUGCAUUUGGGACGGCAUUUCAGAUACAAUGCCAAGGCAUUGUUCAUCACACACUGCGAGAGCUUUAUGGCGACUGCUUUGCCCGCUACAGUGACAAGGAGUUCUUGGUUUACGAGGGUGAGCGCUUCACCUUCAGCCAGGCGAUGGAAAUCUCGGUUGCCCUCGCCCGGUCGCUUCGGCAGGACUUCGGCGUUCAGCGAGGGUCCUGCGCAGCUAUCGCGGGACGCAAUUUUCCGGAAUGGAUCUUCACCUUUAUGGCCGUGACCAGUCAUCUCGGUGCUGUGGCCUUGCCCGUCAAUGCGUGGUGGACUGGCAACGAGCUCAAGUACGGCUUGGAGGAUUCGCAGAGUUGCCUGCUUGUGGCGGACACGGAGCGACUGGAACGCGCUCCCUUCAUUUCGAGCAUGGGAAUACCGGCCAUAUGCAUGCGUGCUGGAUCAUCGACUCCACCGCAUGGUGCUCAACGGUUUGAGGAGGUUGUCAUUGCCGGGCAGAAGUUGCAACCGCUGAACACAGCAGCUGUCACACAAGAUGAUCGAGCAAUGCUCAUGUACACGUCAGGGACCACAGGCAUGCCGAAAGGGGUGGUCUCCACGCAUCGCAACAUCUGCUCCGCGCUGAACACAUUGCGAAUGUACUUCGUUCAUGAGCAGCCAGCGCGGCAGCUGGUUGUCAUUCUGGCCGUUCCACUAUUCCAUGUGACAGGAUCACACAUUGCAAUGCUGGCUGCCAUCUGUCGAGGGGACCGGCUCAUCCUCAUGUACAAAUGGAACGCCACUCGAGCACUGCAGUUGAUCCAAGAGGAGAAGGUCAACAGCAUCGUUGGAGUUCCCACGAACACCUAUGAGCUGGUCAACCACCCCGAUUUCCAGAAAUAUGACACUUCAUCAAUGACGAAUGUGGGUGGUGGGGGUGCUGCCUUCGCUGCUCCAAUGAUCAAGCGCGUCCAGCAGACUUUCCAAAAAGCAAAAGCCGGGACCGGCUAUGGCCUGACGGAGACAAAUGCCGUCAGCGUCAUCAUGCCCGCGCUGCUCUUCCCCGCACGUCCGACUUCUUGCGGGCUGCCGGUGGCAAAUGUCGAUGUGUGCAUCCUGGGUGAAGGUGACGCAAAACUGCCACCAGGGGGAGUAGGCGAGAUCUGCUUACGAGGCCCCGCCAUCAUGCAAGAGUACUGGAGAAAGCCAGAUAAAACUAUGGAAGCCUUCCAUGUGGAUGAGCAUGGAGAGCUGUGGUUCCGAACUGGUGACAUUGGAGCCGUGGAUGAAGAUGACUUUGUGUAUAUUAUGGACCGCGCAAAGGAUAUUAUCAUUCGAGGAGGGGAAAAUAUUUCGGCCAGCGAGGUCGAAACUGCGCUCUAUGAGCACCCGGCAGUGGCAGAGGUGGCAGCUGUAGGGAUGCCUGACGAGGUAUUGGGGGAGACUGUAGCUGUGGCCAUUGUUUUCAGGAAGGGCAAGGCACCACCCAACGAGGAGGAGCUUCGUGCCUUUGCUGCCGAGCGCUUACCACGCCACGUGGUUCCGAAGGAGUUCUUCACCUGGCCUGGUGAGGCUCUUCCAAGAG
Molecule: messenger RNA, 2014 nt
Organism: Symbiodinium natans
Lineage: Eukaryota; Dinophyceae; Suessiales; Symbiodiniaceae
Source: the annotation of a GenBank genome assembly